Molecule: messenger RNA, 1980 nt
Organism: Miscanthus lutarioriparius
Lineage: Eukaryota; Viridiplantae; Streptophyta; Magnoliopsida; Poales; Poaceae
Source: the annotation of a GenBank genome assembly
AUGGCGAGCUCCGGACUCGCCUACCCCGACCGCUUCUACGCCGCCGCGGCCUACGCUGGGUUCGGAGCCGGCGGGGCCACAUCCUCCGCAGCUAUCUCACGCUUCCAGAACGACGUCGCCCUCCUCCUCUACGGCCUGCACCAGCAGGCCACGGUUGGGCCAUGCAAUGUGCCCAAGCCAAGAGCAUGGAACCCCGUGGAGCAGAGCAAAUGGACGAGCUGGCAUGGGCUUGGAAGCAUGCCUUCAGCGGAGGCGAUGCGUCUUUUUGUCAAAAUUUUAGAGGAAGAAGAUCCUGGAUGGUACUCUAGGGUCCCUGAGUUCAACCCUGAGCCUGUUGUAGAUAUUCAGAUGCAUAAACCAAAAGACGAGCCACAGAGUGUACCGGCUUCAACAAAUGGAACAUCAAUUCCAGAACCAAAAAUCAUUUCUGAAAAUGGAAGUUCUGUGGAGACUCAGGACAAAGAUGUUAUUCUGGAAGGCCUUAGUACUGUUAGUUCUCAUGAUGAGUGGACUCCAUUAUCUGUCAGUGGUCUCCGUCCGAAGCCUCGUUAUGAGCAUGGAGCAACUGUGUUGCAAAAUAAGAUGUAUAUAUUUGGUGGAAACCAUAAUGGACGUUACCUUAGUGACCUUCAGGCUUUGGAUCUGAAGAGUUUGACCUGGUCCAAGGUUGAUGCCAAAUUGCAAGCAGAAUCUGCUGAUUCCACUAAAACCACACAAAUUGCUCCAUGUGCUGGUCAUUCUUUGAUUUCAUGGGGCAACAAGUUUUUAUCUAUUGCUGGGCAUACAAAAGACCCAUCUGAAGGCAUUACAGUGAAGGAAUUUGAUCCGCAUACUUGUACCUGGUCGGUUGUCAAGACUUACGGGAAACCACCGUUUUCUCGUGGAGGUCAAACAGUGACUCUUGUUGGAACAACUCUAGUUUUGUUUGGUGGUGAAGAUGCAAAACGGUGUCUCUUGAAUGACUUGCACAUCCUUGAUCUUGAAACCAUGACAUGGGAUGAUGUAGAUGCAAUAGGCACCCCUCCUUCUCCAAGGUCAGAUCAUGCUGCUGCUUGCCAUGCUGACCGCUAUCUUUUAAUUUUUGGUGGGGGGUCUCAUGCAACAUGUUUCAAUGACCUACAUGUCCUUGAUUUGCAGACGAUGGAAUGGUCAAGACCCAAACAACAAGGCCUGACUCCAAGCCCAAGAGCUGGCCAUGCAGGUGCAACUGUUGGUGAGAACUGGUACAUAGUUGGGGGUGGCAAUAAUAAAAGUGGUGUUUCUGAAACACUUGUGCUUAACAUGUCAACUCUGACAUGGUCAGUUGUUAGCACCGUGGAAGGACGUGUUCCCCUUGCCAGUGAGGGCAUGACUUUAGUGCAUAGCAAUUACAACGGUUAUGAUUAUCUCAUCUCUUUUGGAGGAUACAAUGGGCGAUACAGCAACGAGGUUUACACUCUUAAACUCAGCCUCAAAUCAGAUUCGCAAUCAACCAUAAAAGAAGAAACUGUCUCAGAUACUACAUCUAGGGUCAUAGAACCUGAGGCUGAAAUUUCUCAAGAUGGGAAGAUACGAGAGAUUGCCAUGGACAGUGCCGAUUCAGACCUGAAUAACAGAAAUGAUGAAGCAAGUGAACAGCUUUUAGCAGAUCUUAAAGCUCAGAAAGAGGAACUAGAAGCAACACUUAGCAGGGAACAGCUGCAAACUGUGCAAUUUAAAGAAGACAUUGCUCAAGCAGAGACCAGAAAUGCAGAGCUGACAAAGGAACUUCAAGCUGUCCGUGGUCAACUUGCUUCUGAGCAGUCAAGAUGUUUCAAACUUGAGGUUGAUGUUGCGGAACUUCGACAAAAGCUUCAGAGUAUGGAUGUGUUGGAAAAGGAGGUCGAGCUGCUUCGGCGACAGAAAGCCGCUUCAGAGCAAGCAGCACUGGACGCAGAGCAGAGGCAAAGUUCUGGUGGCAUGUGGGGUUGGCUCGCUGGAAGCCCACCGCCAGCAGUUUAG